This is a messenger RNA of Brassica rapa (field mustard), 712 nucleotides long. Its product is annotated as CLAVATA3/ESR (CLE)-related protein 14. NCBI's taxonomy places the organism in Eukaryota, Viridiplantae, Streptophyta, Magnoliopsida, Brassicales, Brassicaceae. The record is from RefSeq and is a predicted model, not a curated record.
UAGAUCAUCCAACUAUUCACACAAUGAUUUUGUAUGACAAACAACACCAUAAAACAAUUCUUGUAGGCCAAGGAAAGGUUAGUAUUGUCCUUCCAUAAAAUUAAAUAUUUUAUCAACUCAAUAAGAAUUUUGUUUCUUUCCUUCUCUUGCAAGAUCCUACAAUUAAUAUACAUCUUAUAAGCUUAACUCAUCUACAUGGACCACAUCAGAGAGCAUUAGCCAAGAAACCAAGAAAUUUCUCCCAGAAAAAAAAAGAAGAAGAAAAUGAAGCUUUGGAGCUCAAGAUUAUCGUUUCUAAUCUUGGUGAUCUUUUUCUUCGCCAGACUUCAUAUCUCCUCAGACGCCCGCAAGCUUCCUAACAUCAUGACGGCUACGGAGGAGUUCCAAGAACAGUUUCGGCAGCUAAGAUUUGAGGGUGAGAGAAUGUUAUCGGAAAGGAAAACCGGCAAGAAGAAUGAUCAGAUCUACGGAGUUUCAGUUAGAGAAGUUCCCGACGGUCCAAAUCCGCUUCACAACAAAUAAUACGUUAAUACGUUCCAGAUUAUUUAAUUUACUGCUAGGUUUUUAUUUGAGAAAGAAAUUCUCAGUUUUCUUGUCUCAACAAAUCAUCUCAUGUAUGAUAGACACACACACAUAGAAACUUUGUAGUAUUUUUGUAUUAAAAUUUAUUACAUACGACGUUCAAAUCAUAUAUCAGUUGAUUUUUUUUUUU